CAAAACUUUAAAAAAACUUUUUCGACUUUACGAAAUUAUUUUGUGAGUGAAAUGUUUGAAAUUAUUUGGAAUUUUUGUCACUUUAUAAAAUGAGUAGAAGAUUUCUCAACCCUCGGUUUGAACAGCUUAAAGGAAUUAUAAGUAAACAUUGAGCAGAGAAAAUGAAUGCAACAACUGACAUUAUGGAGGCGUACUGCGUGCCCGGGGGGCGAGAGUUCCAGCGAGUCUAUAUCAAGGUGCACGGCUAUAUCGCGCUAAUUAUCUGCCUCCUCGGCUCUGCGGCAAACUCUGUCAAUAUCGCUGUGCUAAGUCGAAAGGAAAUGAUCUCGUCGACUAACUCCAUCUUGACUGCUCUCGCCGUGGCCGACCUCCUUGUGAUGCUCGAUUACAUACCUCUGGCUCUGCACAUCUACACCACCAUCGGCUCGGAACUCCAUCGAAACUCAUACGGAUGGGCUGUCUUUGUAUACUUUCAUUCCAUAUUCAGUCAAACUUUUCAUACUAUUUCAAUAUGGUUAACCAUUACUCUUGCAAUAUGGCGAUACAUCGCUAUCAAGUUUCCGCAGAAAAACAGACUCCUUUGUAACAAACGUAACACCAAUCUGGCCAUUGCUGUGGCAUACGUCGUUUGUCCCAUAAUUUGUCUUCCUAUUUACUUCGCUAUGGAUAUACAAAAAAUACCAAACAAGAGUAACAAUGAGACCAGUACGAUUGAACCAAACGAGACUUCGAAGAACAACUCACAAGAUUUGGAUAUAAAGUAUGCAAUAACAAUGACAAAUAAUGAGGAUUUGUUGACUGCGAUAUUCUGGAUAUAUAGCGUUUUCAUCAAACUUAUCCCCUGUAUAGUAUUGUCAAUUUUAAGCGUUUGUCUAAUCCUUAAAAUGAAAUCCAGCGACCGAAGGAGACAAAAAUUAUUGAAAAAAUCAGCGCUUUUAACUAACGAGGGUGAAAAAGCUCGAUUAAAAGAGGACUCCGGUGGUGGUAAACGCGCUGCCAGUGGUGGAGGACGAACGGAUCGUACAACGCGGAUGCUUGUCGCUCUGCUGGGGUUGUUUUUAGCUACUGAGUUGCCUCAAGCAUUGUUUGGCCUCCUUACCGCAAUUGCACCGCAUCUUUUCCAAGAAUGUUACUACUCAUUUGGUGAGGUGAUGGACCUCAUGGCGCUGGUGGGGUCCGCCGUGAACUUCGUGCUGUACUGCAGCAUGAGUAGGCAGUUCCGUAACACAUUCAGACGGCUAGCGCGCAAGUUGUUACCGUUGCAACGUAGGACUUCGGAACUGGGAACUGUGAGGAAGGCGUAGCAAUCACAGUCCGGCCCUGCCACUUCUGUCACAUACCUAUGAACUGUUUUAAC
Molecule: messenger RNA, 1357 nt
Organism: Papilio xuthus (Asian swallowtail)
Lineage: Eukaryota; Metazoa; Arthropoda; Insecta; Lepidoptera; Papilionidae
Gene: msR
Product: myosuppressin receptor
Exons: 4
Coding region: 162-1304 (380 amino acids)
Biological process (GO): G protein-coupled receptor signaling pathway
Cellular component (GO): plasma membrane
Molecular function (GO): G protein-coupled peptide receptor activity
Source: RefSeq, a predicted model, not a curated record